Cyclospora cayetanensis is the source of this 1506-nucleotide messenger RNA. RefSeq lists its product as uncharacterized. The transcript is spliced from 5 exons. Lineage: Eukaryota; Apicomplexa; Conoidasida; Eucoccidiorida; Eimeriidae. The coding region runs from base 1 to 1506 and encodes 501 amino acids. The record is from RefSeq and is a predicted model, not a curated record.
AUGACCACUUUUGGGCUUCUUCUGCUGCUAGGACUGGCAGGGGUCGCAACGGCGGGUAGCCUCGUGGGGCCCCUAAGGGCCCCUCCACCGUCCCUGCCCCCCGAGUUUCAAGGACUGGACGCAGGCGUCCUCUCGAGAAAUCACCCUCCCCGACAUGCCCGUAUUCGCUCGCGCUCUUGCGACUUAUCGACACAUCGGGCAUCAGCAGUGCCACAGUACACGUCGUUCCUUUGCGCUUUACAGCUUCCCCACGGCAACAACAGGAGCACCCGCGCCUCUGCAGCAGGGAGAACGGGAGUGGCUGUUCCCGAAGACAUUCGGGGUUUUGGCCGCCUGAGGAUAUACCACUGGCUCAAGCCAACGGUUUCGCAGCAGCAGCUGCAGCAGCAACAACAAGAACGGCAACAACAACAAGAACAGCAACACCAACAGGCACAGGAGCAGCAGCUUGGAGGGCUACUUGGUCCUCUCAGUUAUUUCUACGACUUUGAUGUGCACCUGCAGCGCGUUGGCGCCGAAGUGUACUAUGAAGCAGCAGCGUCUGCAGUGGUUGCACAAGCGGAAGCCGCAGCGGAGGCAGCACGUGAGGCAGCAACAACUGCAUCUGCAAGGCCCGUGCAGCAACCACCGCCAUUCUGCAUGCAGCUGCAGGGAGCCUCAGAGGGCUCAGCGACUCCAGAUGGCUGCUCAGAGCAGCGCGAGCAGCAGCAAGCGGACAUAGAGGAACCCCGAGGAGGGGGCGUGUUACUGGAGGUGUGGCUGCCAGGAGUCUCCCCUCGAGAUAUUGCGGUGCAACUCUCCCUCGUAGGGAGGCACCGAGAGGCAGAGAUCAUACCGGGUGUGCGAGAACGGCAGGCGCGCCCUCCUUGCGGUUCGGUGGCUUCGACACCCUCUGUCGACGAGCUGGCAUCAAACUACGUUUUGAAUGAGGAUUUCCUAUGGGAAGAGACCGUAGAGGCUGCAGAGGAACGCAUCGCUAACCGCAGGAAGCCCCCCUAUCUCCCUCCGCCUUUGCCUUGUCUGAUUAUCAACGCCCCCAAAAGCACUCGUGCCCUUAAGUGGGAAACCGAGACGUUUAAAACACGAUUCCGCGAUGGCCGAUCGUUGGAUUACCAGAGGUAUCAAAGGGCUCUCAGACUCGCCUGGCCUGCAGACUGGAGCCGAGCGGAGGCGCGGUUCGAUUCUGGCCGUCUGUUGGUAGUGAUUCCCCCGCUGCCUAUCGAUGCUCCUCCCCCGAACUUGCUGCAACAGCAAGACCUCUUUCCGCUCGCCAUACCCGUACAAGAGCUGCCCACCCCACUGCCACCUUUCCCAGGGUUCACAGUCACCAACACGCGAGCUGAUUGGCUCUUCAACUUCGCUCGCUUUCCACAGCUGUACGAUGUAUCUGCGGACUUUGAAGCGGCGAAAAAGACCCUUAAGCUACCACAUACAUCACAGGCAGCAGCAAACCCAAUCAAGCCCAAAGUCCGAGUCCCCAACAAAAAGAAUUGGAAGGAAGCGUGA